GAUCUGUCUGUCACCUGCACUGAGGCACCUCUGGGAAGGAAAUGGUUUCUGCAAAGAUGACACGACACCUGUUGAGGAACCUCUGUUUCAUCCUCAUGGGUAUGUUUAUUUCAUUUGCCCUUUGGCAAGCUGGUUCUGAUAGGCGGUCAUUGUCUGAACCUGCGAUACCGCAACAGUUCUUUACUGACCUGCCCGGCUGUUCAGCUAUCAUCAGUGGACGCAUAGAGGCCAAGAUGAGUGAAGUAGAGGGGCUUCUGGCAUCUAGGAAGAAAAAGGACCUUUUAUCUGCAGAGUUCUACCUCAAUGUGACAAAGGACUGUCCAGCUUUCAUUAAAAUGAGAAGUUUCAUCACAGUGCCUCUCAGUCAAGAGGAGAGUGAUUUUCCCAUUGCCUACUCCAUGGUGAUCCAUGAGAAGAUUGAGAUGUUUGAGCGACUUCUGCGAGCAGUUUACACACCUCAGAACAUCUACUGUGUGCAUGCAGACCAAAAAUCCUCCGAGGAAUUUAAGAAGGCUGUGGGGGCAAUUAUUUCUUGUUUCCCCAAUGUGUUUAUGGCUACUAAAUUAGAACAGGUGGUUUAUGCCACAUGGUCCCGUGUGCAGGCGGAUUUGAACUGCAUGAAAGAUCUGGUGAACUCGGACGUCAAGUGGAAGUACCUGCUCAACACCUGUGGGACUGACUUCCCAAUUAAAACCAAUGGGGAGAUGGUUCAGGUACUCAAGACCCUAAAUGGUAGAAACAGUAUGGAGACUGAGGCCACCAAUGCAUACAAGAAAGACCGUUGGGCCUAUCAUCACAAUGUCAGCGACACCAUCGUCAGGACAGGGGUGAAGAAAAGUCCGCCACCGAUUCGCAGCCCAAUGUUCUCCGGGAAUGCCUACGUUGUGGUCUCGAGAGCCUUUGUAGAACACGUCAUGCAGGACGGAGAGGUUCAGAAAUUUCUGGAGUGGGAGAAGGACACAUACAGCCCUGACGAGCAUUUGUGGGCCACUCUGGAGAGGAUGCCCUCUGUUCCCGGAUCAAUGCCUGCCAACAGCAAGUAUGACGUGUCAGACAUGCAGUCCCAUGCUCGUGCGGUGAGAUGGAGCUAUUUAGCCGGUGAUGUCACAGGCGGUGCCCCGUAUCCUCAUUGCACUGGUGUUUACAGACGAGCAGUUUGUGUGUACGGCGCUGGUGAUCUCCAGUGGCUCCUGAAUCAAAAACACCUUCUCGCAAAUAAGUUUGAUCCUGAGGUUGAUGAUGCUGCCAUUAGAUGUUUGGAGACAAUAUUGCGUUUCAGGGCUUUAGGCUAUGACCCACUGUUAACAGACCAGUUUUCUGCAAUUUUGUAGUAAUCAUGAUCAAUUGAAAUGUAUAAUGUUGAGGCAUUACCUAACACGUAUGUUUAUUGUAGAAGUCCGAUUUCUUUCAGAAUCUUAUUUUUCUACAGGAUUUAAAAAAAAAUAGUUUUAUAGGUAUUAUAAUUGGAUGUUGUUAUCAUUGUCAAUAUGUGGAUUGUGAUUCCAAGGAAAUCUGUACUUGUGGUGCCAUCUAGUGGAUUUUAAGUGGAUGGCUCUACAAAUCAAUAAACUAGAUUGUUUGUUAUUUUCCAUAUCUUGUAACAGGGUCUGCAUUGGUAUUGUUUUGGUGCUGCCACAUAAUUAUCUUUAACGCUGCCAAAUUAUCUUUGUAUUAAACAAAAAAACUAAACAAUGAAGGUCAAGGGCUCGGUUCUUAAAAUAAAGUUGUUUUUUAUUUUUG
This is a messenger RNA of Scophthalmus maximus (turbot), 1740 nucleotides long. RefSeq names its product beta-1,3-galactosyl-O-glycosyl-glycoprotein beta-1,6-N-acetylglucosaminyltransferase 3-like. The transcript has a single exon. NCBI's taxonomy places the organism in Eukaryota, Metazoa, Chordata, Actinopteri, Pleuronectiformes, Scophthalmidae. Gene Ontology annotation, molecular function: acetylglucosaminyltransferase activity. The record is from RefSeq and is a predicted model, not a curated record. Gene Ontology annotation, cellular component: membrane. Bases 42 to 1331 code for a protein of 429 amino acids.